AUGGAGUCGCACACUGCCCAGCGUGGUGCACUCGAACCAUUCCACGAAAUGCCAGCGCCCGCCUCGGAUGUCUCCCCCGAGUCGAGUGAGACGUCACAUACGAGGCUAACACCUCAGUCGGACUCGGAAGAUUCAGACUUAGAUAUGGAUGAGCUUGGGAAGAGCUUCAAGUUGCAACGCGUUGCUAAGGAUCGGGGGAAGGUGUGGGAUGCGGAGGAGGAGGAGGAUUAUGAUGAAGACGACAAGGGCAACGAGGACGAGGGCGAAUACCGUACCGACGGACGGAGGCGCAGAGCCAGUGUUUCGACCGUACAAUCUUACCAGUUAUAUACCCCAGAUGAGGAACGGGCAGUUGUGAGGAAAUUUGACCGGAAAUUGGUGUUAUUUGUUGCCUUAUUAUAUAUGUUGAGCUUCUUGGAUAGAUCAAACAUUGGAAACGCCAAAAUAGCAGGCCUAGAUGUUGAUCUAGAUCUCGAUUCCAAUAAAUACGAAUGGGUGCUUACAGCCUUCUACAUCGCAUAUAUCUCCUUCGAGUGGAUGAGUAUACUCUGGAAACUCAUUCCAGCACACAUCUACGUAACAGCCAUAGUCCUAUCAUGGGGUAUAAUUGCCUCCCUACAGUCAAUCGCGACAUCCUUUGCCAACCUUCUCGUACUCCGAUUUCUACUGGGGAUUGGGGAAGCUGGGUUCACUGGGAUACCGUUCUACCUAUCAUUCUUCUUCAAAAGGGAAGAAUUGGCUCUACGGACAGGAUACUUCAUAUCCGCCGCACCGCUGGCAACGUCUUUUGCAAGCACGUUGGCGUGGGCCAUUAUAGCUCUGGGAAAACGCUGUCCCAUCGCGUCCUGGCGCCUGCUCUUCCUCCUCGAAGGCUUCCCAAGCGUGCUCGUAGCCGUGAUAGCCUGGCACAUAAUCCCCGACAGUCCUAGCACAGCACAUUACCUGACACAGCGCGAAAAGAAAGUGGCGCGUCUCCGCCUACGCAAAGAAAAACUCGCGUCUUCCCACUCAGGAACAUCAAACCGCUGUGGCCUGAAUGUCAAGGAAAUGCUCAACACGCUGACCUCUCCACAAACUUACCUCACAGCCCUAAUGUUCUUCUUUACCAACAUGGCGUUCUCCUCCAUGCCCGUCUUCCUACCUUCGAUAAUCCACUCUAUGGGCCACACCCCCCUAACAUCACAAGCCCUUUCCGCACCGCCUUACCUCCUCUCCUUCCUCGUCGUCAUUCUUACAGCGUACGCCUCCGAUCGCCUCCGCACUCGCAGCACAUUUAUAAUUGCUCAUGCUCUUCUCUCAGCUUGCGGGUACGCAUUCGUAGCCCUAGCGGGACACCGAGGAUGGGGCAUCUGGUGGAGAUACGCGGGAAUAUAUCCUGCAUGUGUGGGGUUCUUUAGUGUUAUUACGAUUAUUAUUACGUGGUCUAUUAAUAAUCAGGAGAAUGAGAGUAGGCAGGGUGCGGGUUUCGCGGUUUUGCAGAUCGUUGGACAGUGCGGGCCAUUGGUGGGGACAAGGCUGUAUCCUGAGGCUGAUGGACCUCUUUAUGUGAGAGGUAUGAGUGUUUGUGCUGGGAGUAUGGUGAUCGUUGCGUUCCUGGCUCUGGGGUUGCGAUUUUAUCUGGGGUGGAAGAAUAGGGCUGUGGCCGAGGGACAAGAGGUGGUAUAUGGGAAAAUUGGUGAUGAGGGUCAUUUGAAUACCAAGUCUCGGGUACAUUUCAGAUAUAUGCUUUGA
Messenger RNA from Venustampulla echinocandica, 1731 nucleotides. RefSeq lists its product as uncharacterized. Gene Ontology annotation, biological process: transmembrane transport. The record is from RefSeq and is a predicted model, not a curated record. Bases 1 to 1731 code for a protein of 576 amino acids. Gene Ontology annotation, molecular function: transmembrane transporter activity. The transcript has 2 exons. Gene Ontology annotation, cellular component: membrane. Lineage: Eukaryota; Fungi; Ascomycota; Leotiomycetes; Helotiales; Pleuroascaceae.